CAUGGCUGAUGGGAGGCAGGUGAAGUCUGCUGUUCGUGUUGUGGUGCUGUGUUUGUUGUGGUAUCUUGUGAGUUCGAGUAAUAAUGUGAUCGGUAAGAUGUUGUUGAAUGAUUUUCCAUAUCCAAUGACUGUAACGAUGGUGCAGUUAUUAUCUAUUACGUUAUAUUCCGGACCUUUCUUCAAUAUGUCGGGCGUCAGGAAAUUUGUUGACAUCAGCAGAAGUUACUACCUAAAGAUCAUAAUUCCCCUCGCAUUGGGAAAGUUUUUCGCCUCUGUGUCUUCACAUAUCAGUAUAUGGAAAGUACCAGUUUCCUACGCACACACAGUGAAAGCUACGAUGCCGCUCUUCACAGUAAUUUUUUCAAGACUAAUAAUUGGGGAGAAACAAACACUGAAAGUGUACAUUUCACUUGUGCCAAUUAUUUUGGGUGUUGCCAUUGCGACAGUAACCGAAAUGUCAUUUGAUCUUAUUGGUCUGAUCAGCGCCUUAGUGGCGACAAUGGGAUUUUCACUCCAGAAUAUAUUUUCAAAAAAGGUGUUACAUGAUACUGGUGUCCAUCACUUACGGUUGUUGCAUAUACUUGGUCGUCUUGCUCUUUUUAUGUUUCUUCCCGUAUGGGUCUUCACAGACCUGCAGGUGCUUCUACAGGAUCAAGUUAUUAUCAAUGGAGAUAACACAACUGUCCUCUCUCUGUUGUUCAUCGAUGGAGUUCUAAACUGGUUACAGAACAUCAUAGCUUUCAGUGUUUUAUCACUUGUUACUCCUCUGACAUACGCUGUAGCAAGUGCCUCCAAGCGCAUUUUUGUCAUUGCAUCAUCUCUGUUUGUGUUGGGCAACCCAGUCACACUGACAAAUGUUUUUGGCAUGAUGAUGGCUAUAUUUGGUGUUUUGUUUUACAAUAAGGCAAAAUAUGAUGCAAAGAGAACUCACCAGAAACAGACACUGCUGCCAUUCUCACAGCAAUCGUGGCACCAUCAGACUGGCUAUGCAGUGCUCCCAGUGCCUGAGUAUCAGGCAUACAAUGUUCCUUUCAAGUCAAAUGGUGUUGCUAAUGGGCAUUAUCAUUAUAACUUUGGUGGCACAAAGAAAAUGGAGUAUAUCUGAGCAUUUAUGACGAUGAAACAGUUGGUGUGUACAAAUGAAGUGGCGAUUAGAUACUGAAAUUUUAUUGUGUGAAAUACAAUUCUGUGCCACAUGCCAGAACAUAAACUAAAAGAUAAUUAUUUAUAUUUAAAAUACUAUAUUUUUGUACAUGUUAUUAGGUUUGGAGGAGGAGCAGUGCACUUUCUUUGUGAAUCUGUAAAAGUUAAAUGAGGGUGCUACUGUAUAGUAGCAUAUAUUGGUUACAUUAUUUUUGAUCUGUUUUGAAGAUUUAAUGUAUUUAUUAUUUAUUUAUUUAUUGAUUUAUUUAUUCCCAUGAGUAUUUUAUGAUCUGCCAAUGUAUGCAGGUUAAAAUCUGCAUCUUCAAAGGUUUUAAUGCUUAUGAGAUCUGUGACUUUUACAGUAUGCGUGGUGCAGUAUUUUAUAAUAAUUUAAUUUUGUUCAUUUAUUAUUACAUUUUAUUGGAAAUUAAUAGCCACUUUUGGAGCCUUCCAUUAUUUAUAAUAUUUCUAGUUGUUCUUUUUUAUAGCAACCCCUGCCCCAUCUUACUGAAAUAUAAAAGCUAUCUUUGUGUGUUCCUUUCCCUCACCUCAUCUCCACCCCUCCACCUUCCGCUCUCUUGCUAAAUAACACUUCACUGCAGAAGAGUAAAACAAAAUAUUUUGGGAUUAGCUUUUCAAGAGUUUUACACUGGAAUAGUCAUUUAAAAAUUACAUAAACAUUAACUUCAUUGACAAUAUUUUGUGGAUAUUCAGAAAUAGUUUGACUGAGCUGUUACCCCAUUCUGAGUGGUGAUACCAUGUAAUUAUAAGUAGUGAAUAAGAGGCGGAUGUAUGCAAAUGAUAUUUAAAUUCCAAAUAUGAAAGUAAUUUGUUUAUUAAAGACAUUAAAUGAAUUUAUUUGGUGUUUUUCCGUAGAUGUUUGGUGUUGUGGAUUGUAUAAGUUUACUAUGGUUUCUUAAUGGUGACUUUUGUGUUAUGUUUGCGACAAAGAUAUGAUGCUGUAAAACAUGAUGAUGUGAAGUUUGCAAUCAAAUCUGCUAGUGUACCUGAAACUACUAUAUAAGUAAACUCUUUAUUUGUAUAAUGUAAAAUCCAGGAUGGAAUUGUGACAGUAUUAUGGAAAGGAUAGAUUGCUACGCACCAUAUAGCGGAAAUGUUGUCGCAGACAUGCGCAACAAAAAGACUGUGGCGCUGCCAGCCAGAGACAGUGGCCAUGUGUGAGAGCUGUGUGUGUGUGUGUGUGUGUGUGUGUGUGUGUGUGUGUGUGUGUGUGUGGUAUAUUUCAGAAGAAUGUCUUGUGGCUGAAGGCUAUGUAUUUAGUAGUCUUUUUGUUGUGCCUGUCUGCAACUCAACAUCUGCUCUAUAUGGUGAGUAGCAAUCUAUCCUUUUCAUAAUAUUGUCUUUAUGUGUAUAAUUAAUAUUUGUGACAGCUGCUAAAACCUUCACCAUAAGUAAGAAGAAAAAAUGUUUCAUCAUUGGGCAGUUCUAGGAUGUUAUGUACAUAUGUCAACUUAUUCAUUUAUUUUAAAUUAAUUUUAUAUUUAUAAUUUGUAUGGUGCACCUUUAUUGGUUUGCAGAAACUGGAAUUAACUCUCUGGGAGCAGCUGGAGGAAAGGGGAAGGGGUUGCUUUUGCCUUGAGUUGUGCGUUUUUUCCGUAUGGGCUGCAGUUAUCAUCAUAGUACACCAGUAUGAUUAUUACAUUACAGUUACUGCAGUGAAACUUCCUGGCAGAUUAAAACUGUGUGCCCGACCGAGACUCGAACUCGGGACCUUUGCCUUUCGCGGGCAAGC
Molecule: messenger RNA, 2896 nt
Organism: Schistocerca cancellata (South American locust)
Lineage: Eukaryota; Metazoa; Arthropoda; Insecta; Orthoptera; Acrididae
Product: solute carrier family 35 member E1 homolog
Exons: 6
Coding region: 2-1105 (367 amino acids)
Cellular component (GO): Golgi apparatus
Molecular function (GO): antiporter activity
Source: RefSeq, a predicted model, not a curated record